Sabethes cyaneus is the source of this 2644-nucleotide messenger RNA. RefSeq names its product solute carrier family 25 member 16-like. Gene Ontology annotation, cellular component: mitochondrial inner membrane. Lineage: Eukaryota; Metazoa; Arthropoda; Insecta; Diptera; Culicidae. The transcript is spliced from 6 exons. Gene Ontology annotation, biological process: transmembrane transport. The coding region runs from base 873 to 1916 and encodes 347 amino acids. The record is from RefSeq and is a predicted model, not a curated record.
CAGGCCAUUAGCGUAGCGUUGUCCGUUUCGCGAGUUGCGAGCUAAAAACUACAAGUUCCUUCAUACGUACAACUCACGGAGAGCGCGCUGAACUCAUUACUACUGACCGCUAACCAACGAGCGAUCAUAACCAGUUGGAUCUUCGUCGCGAUCGGUCGCGUGUGUUUCUUUCCGUGCCCUCUGUCUCGGUUGCUCUGCUAUCUGUGUACUAUCCGCGGUGGCCUUGCGUCAGCUAGCCACAGUGUCAAAAGCAAGUGCGAAACAAAACUUUCACUUCCAAAAUUGCCCGGUCGUUACGUGGAUAUUUUUCGGAAGAUAUCUCCUGCUGACGUCUACGGUUAUCGCAGUGCGCUGACUCUUCUGCAGUCUUUUGAUAGUGUAUUGCAAAAGGCAAUGAUCUUGCCUUGAUCAGUUCUCUGAUCUAGUGUUAAAGAGAAGAUUCAUAGCGGAUCCAAAGUGGCCUCGAUUGAUUUGACCUGCUGUAAAUCCGUGCUAAUCUUUGCCCUAUAGAGUGAUAAGAGAAAGUGUUCGGUUUUUGCAUUCAGUGGAGAUAGAUAGAAAUUAAAAUGAUUCACAAUUAAUCGAUUUUAGUUGCGUCUGGUGUCUGCAUCAAUUACAAGGGGCAAGGCAAUCGAGAAAAAAGAAAAUAAGUUUGUUCCAAAUAAAGCAUAUAGCUAGUGGAUGGUGAACGUUGGGGGUCUCGGUCAUCAGUAGCCGGAACACGAAGCGCGUGAUAAAAUAUCGAGUAGCUUGUGGCCUACUUAUCGGUGAUUGUGUUUUGGUGGUGCGUUUGGAGCUGCUGUCUGUACUUUAAGCCAGUCCCCAGUCCGGUUCAUUUCGACUGAAGAAGGCUAACUGCAUCUACCGCAAGCAUGGAAUCACUCAAAAACAGAGACACCAACACCAAAACGGAAGUGGCUACGGCGACCGGUGCAGCUGCCACGGCUGCUGCUGCCUCUGCCACGGUCGAAGCUGCACGGAAAAAUAUGGAUUUCAUCAUGAAGAACCUGUUAGCUGGUGGGGUCGCCGGAAUGUGCUCCAAGACAGCCGUUGCCCCACUGGAUCGGAUAAAGAUUCUACUGCAGGCCCAUUCGGUCCACUACAAGCACCUGGGCGUGUUUAGCGGUCUGAAGCACAUCGUCAAGAAGGAAUCUUUUUUCGCACUGUACAAAGGAAACGGUGCCCAGAUGGUGCGGAUAUUCCCGUAUGCGGCGACACAGUUUACGGCAUUCGAGAUCUACAAGAAGUAUUUAGGUAAAAUACUAGGACCCAGUUUACCGAUUAAACAUUCGGAUAAGUUCGUUGCCGGUGCCGGAGCUGGUGUAACUGCCGUCACACUCACCUACCCGCUGGACACGAUCCGUGCCCGGUUAGCAUUCCAAGUGACGGGCGAGCAUCGGUACAAUGGGAUCGUUCAUACGGCGGUUUCCAUUUUUAGGACUGAAGGUGGCACCCGGGCGCUGUACCGAGGCUUCGUGCCCACACUGAUGGGUAUGGUACCGUACGCCGGUUUUUCGUUCUACUGCUUCGAAAUGCUCAAGUUUGUGUGUAUGAAGUACGCCCCGGCGGUGACGUGUGCUCCAUGCGAAAGAAAUACAGGUGGCCUUGUGCUAUCGGUUCCGGCCAAACUGCUUUGCGGUGGAUUUGCCGGUGCUGUUGCGCAAUCCUUCUCCUAUCCUCUGGACGUCACCAGGCGGCGGAUGCAGCUUGCCAUGAUGAACCCGGAAACGGCUAAGUUUGGCAUGGGAAUGUUCCGCACCUUGGCUAUCAUCUACAAGGAGAACGGUGUCAUGAAAGGACUCUACCGGGGCAUGUCGAUCAACUAUCUGCGCGCGAUUCCGAUGGUGGCUGUUUCCUUCAGUACCUACGAGGUGAUGAAGCAAACGCUCAACCUGGACACCGGAAUGAAGGUUUAGAGCUCGCAUCCAAGUGCGUUGUGCAUUGGUUUGUGGAUUGUGCGUGGGCGUGUGUGUGAGAAUGCUGCUGCGAAAUGAACAUGAGCGAAACGAGUGCAAUUACAGCGGGACCUAAUGUGGACAGAGCUUUCAGGGAGAGCAUUUUAGCGGCAUUAGUUAGGGCAGUUAGGAACGAAAGCUAUCAAGAUUAGCAGCUUUAAUUCAAGACAAAAAUGACAAAGUUUAAUAAACCUUGACCGGGGUCUUCCUGUUACAAGUUAGGCAAAAAGCACGAUUUCUUCUUUUGCAUUUAGAUGCUUGUUAGGAAAACUCACUCCCAUUUCAAAGUUUUAUUCCUUAUCCGAUAGAGUAUUUAUUUUAUCGUUUGUUUAACAUUUGGACUAGUUCAAUUUACGUUAAAAAUAAACAUUCUUCUCAAUCUGUAGUAUUAGUCACAAUGGUGUAGGCGUUUUCUCCUAAAAAGUAGCAAAAAAGGUACUUAAAAUUCGUUUUCAACUUCCCUUGCCUUGAGCAGAACGAAAAACAGUAACUAAUAUAUUUGACCUAAUCGGGAUAGUCUUUGUCGUUUUGCGUGAGCAAAACUAUUUUCAUACUCAUUGUGCUCGAAUCCGAUUGCGACAUCCGAUUGAUGUAGAAAAAAUAGUUAUUUUUAUGGAUCUUUUUGCCGAACCAUGGCGAGCAACUUUAUCUUGUAAAUAAGAAUUUUGCGAUCAGGUGAAAUAAAACAG